CGGUAGGCCGAUUUUUGGAAGGAAGCAUUCCUCGGCAGCUCAUUCCCUCUCCCGCUUAGAAAUCUUUCUGGGUUCUGCACAUUUUGACAGGUACCUUACGCGCUGAAGGCUGCAGGAAUGCUCAAGACGAACAACCAAAAAACACACUUGUGAGGUUUCGCCACUCGUCGAGCGGUGCAUGCUUUACCGCUUUGGACGGAACAUUUCAGAAGGGCAGAGGACGGCGCUUCUGCGUGGUGCUGAAAAAUGUGCCAGGUAUUAUAAUUGUACCGAGUCAUUUACACUAAUAGUGGAGACCCGCCGGUCGGUUGCGCCUUAAAUUUCCUCCUCCGGACGCUGUUAGGGACGACGGUUUGGCAGUGUAUCAUCCCCCGGUGGUACCGCACGGUCGAUCAGUACGCUGGAAGCCGUUCAGCCGACCAGAAGUCCGUCCAGCCAAACCCGAGGGCGAACAAAUCGAAACCGCGAGCCGCAUAACCUCGGCGGAUCAAACAGAAAGUGGCGUGCGUCGGCAUAUAACUUAAGUGGACAUAAUUGGUUUUAAUAUACGGUUGUGCGUUUGUGCGAAAAAGGAUUGCGGCCGAGAACAGUGAGUUGCGGCGUUUGAUCUCGACUUUUGUCGGUGAGCAGCGGCAAGAGUGUAUUGUUUUAUUGUGUGAGAGGUAUUCUAGUAAUUUUUCGUAGACGGGCGCCAGUGUUCUAGGUCACACUGUUGGGUAGUAAUCCAGUUAGUAGCACGUGCCGGUUCGGAGUCCACUGCCGGAACUGGGCCCCGAUAGACUUAGUAGAGCUUUGUCACUCAUUGCAUUGUCCGGUUGAGAGGGCCGGCUCUUCCUUGGAGAAGAUUCUAUCAUAGCGCUAACAAAUUGCAAAAGGGUUCUAGAGGGUGUUGAGGGAAAACCGGUUCUCACGGUAGUAUUAGUACCUGCUUAGCCUUACCCUGCUGUGCUGUAGUUGUAUCCGUAGAAGGACGCCAUAAGAUGCUACGCAGGCAUACCCUAUUCUGAGAAGCUUCAGUAGUUCAUUUGGAGAGUCUAGUGUUAGUUGGCACCGGCAUAGUGAAUUCCGUGCUCCCUCCCGAACCCCGAACUACUCCAGCGGAGGUCCAGUUCUGCACUUACCAAUACACCCUUUCCAACAUGGCAACCAGUAAUCCGGCAUUUGAAAGCGAUGAGCCCGUGGCAGUGGUGACGGUACGAUCGCCCAGCUACGAACCCUCCCAGACACGCUCCAACGAACAACCACCACAGCUGUCGGCGAUUCAACCCACUUCCAGCGAGGUAGAAUUGUCCACCGCCAAGGUGAACCACUUCCAGCAACUACCGGACGCCGGUGGCAACACCCGAGCCAGCGCACUGCUCGAGAUGAACCUCAUGAAGAACAUCCCCAAGGUUCAGCGCGACAAAUGGGGCAAAGAUAUCGAGUUUCUGCUGUCCUGCAUUGCGCUCUCGGUCGGGCUGGGCAAUGUGUGGCGCUUUCCGUUCACGGCGCUGGAAAACGGUGGCGGUGCAUUUGUCAUACCGUACCUGAUCGUGCUGUUGCUGGUCGGCCGACCGAUAUACUAUCUCGAGAUGCUGAUCAGUCAGUUUUCGAGCCGGGGCUGCAUCAACGUGUACGAUGCGUCGCCGGCAAUGCGUGGCAUCGGGGUCGGCCAAACCUACUCCACGUUCAUUGUGAUGACGUACUACGCGUCGCUGAUGGCCGUUACGAUGCGAUAUCUGAUCGCAUCGUUCGCCGAUCCGCUACCGUGGAGCGAGUGUAGCGAAGCCUGGAACGCUACCUGCAUCGAUUCACGGUUGAUCAGGAACAUGGCCGAAAAUUCGUCGACAACGGCCGUCACCUCUGCCGAGCUGUACUUUGUGAGGGAUGUGCUGAAGGAAGCGAGCACUAUACACGAUGGAAUAGGAACUCCAGAUUGGCGCUUGGUGUUGUGCUUACUCGUUCCAUGGACCUGCAUCUGUUUAACGCUAAUUAAAGGAAUUAAAAGCUCCGGUAAAGUUGCUUACUUCCUGGCCAUUUUCCCGUACGUGGUGAUGUUGGUGCUGUUGGUGCGGGCCUGCACGCUGGAGGGUGCCGGUGAUGGCAUGCUGUACUUUAUCAAGCCCCAGUGGGACCGUAUCCUCGAGGCGAAGGUUUGGUAUGCGGCCGUCACGCAAGUGUUCUUCUCACUCACGAUCUGCUUCGGCAACGUGAUGAUGUAUUCGUCCUACAAUCGUUUCCAAAACAACGUCUACAGAGAUGUGACAAUUGUGUCUAUCAUGGAUACUUUCACAUCGAUGCUGGCCGGUUUGAUAGUGUUCGGCGUGAUCGGACACCUGGCGCACGUGUUGGAGGCUCCGGACAUCAAGCAGGUUGUACGGGGUGGUGCAGGGCUUGCCUUCAUCACAUACCCGGACGCGAUCGCCAAGUUUACCUUUUGGCCGCAGUUCUUCGCGAUCGCCUUCUUCCUGAUGCUGUUCGUGCUCGGUAUCGGGAGCAACGUCGGCAUGGCAACCACAACCAUGACGGUAAUUCGCGAUCGGUUCCCCCAGCUGCAGCCGGCCCUGGUGGCGGUUGGAAUCGCGGUGGUUGGGUUCGGGAUCGGAAUCAUCUACACCACACCCGGUGGGCAGUACUUGUUGGACUUUUUGGACUUUUAUGGCGCUUCGUUCGUGGCACUCGUGCUGGCGGUGUUUGAGAUGGUAACGUUUGCCUGGAUUUACGGCGUGGGUCGCAUCUGUCGUGAUAUUGAGUUUAUGCUCGGCAUCAAGACGGGGCUCUACUGGCGCGUCUGUUGGGGCAUUAUCACACCGACGCUGUUGUCCGCUAUCCUGCUCUACCACAUCGCAACGUACGAAACAUUCACUUUCAACGGUUACGUGUAUCCGGAUGGGAUGUAUGCCUUUGGUUGGUGUAUCUUUGCAGCCGGUGUAUUGCAACUCCCGGCAUGGGCCAUUUACACGUUCAUGAAGCGCAAGGAACCAGACUGGAAGGAUCGUCUAAUGCACUGUUUCAAACCAACGCACGACUGGGGCCCGGAAGACCCCGAACUGAAUGCCAAGUAUCAUGAAUCGGUGUACAAAUACGAACAAUCACUGCCUCGGGAUCGAUCGAUACUGCGAAGAAUGUACGAUAACGUGUUCAGCUAAAGCAUUUAUUACGAACCUUUCGUUCGCUUGCAGUGUGAACCGCAUUUAAGCCAAAAGUUGGUUUGUACUCUAAAGAAUAAAUUAAACUUAAACGAAUGGUUUUAUGCAUUCUGCUAUA
Messenger RNA from Anopheles moucheti, 3246 nucleotides. Its product is annotated as sodium-dependent nutrient amino acid transporter 1-like. Gene Ontology annotation, cellular component: membrane. The transcript is spliced from 5 exons. Gene Ontology annotation, molecular function: L-amino acid transmembrane transporter activity. The coding region runs from base 1140 to 3128 and encodes 662 amino acids. Lineage: Eukaryota; Metazoa; Arthropoda; Insecta; Diptera; Culicidae. The record is from RefSeq and is a predicted model, not a curated record. Gene Ontology annotation, biological process: sodium ion transmembrane transport.